AUGGCUAAGAAGCCGGUACGCUUGACGUCCUUGCUGACUGGAUACAGACAGAAGGGAGAAGGCCGAGCCAGGGCCGGCUCUUCCGCCCCGACAGAAGGUGACUCCGUAAUUCUGGACACGACCACGGAGGACAUCGACGAGGAGAGCAUGCUAAAGGUUGCUGCGUCGCAGCCACACGCUGCACUGCCCCCAUCUGACGCAAAGAAACGCAGCGUGGCGGACGUGCUGAUGGGCAAUCGCCAACAGGGAACCAGGGAAGUGAUUACGAUAGAGGACCAGGACGCACUAGCGCCUGCCACGCCGAGCGCCCAGGCUGGCGCCAGGCGCGCGCCCGCCGGUACAACGCUGAAGGAAGUUCUGACAGGCUGUGAGAAGCGCCGGAAGGUUGAGCCCGCGGAGAGCGCUGAUAAAGAACAGCAGGCCCGGCUUAGGUUCGAGCAGGCGCACGAGAAUCUGAUGCGCUCGCUGACCAAUACCAAGAAGACCAAGGCAAAGGAUCUAUUCAGCCAUUUUCCGAAAAAGGAGCUGGCCAGGUUUCCGGAAGCGGGCUCCGCGCCGCCCGCAGACGGCGGGCCCCAUCGUCCACUGAAGCGGCGCCACGAGGUUUCGGGUCUAUCUGAGCUGACAGCACCAUGGCCAGGGCAGCAGCUCAUUGCGGACGCAGAGGCAAUCCCAGCACGGACCCUAUCUCUGGGAGUGAACAGGCUAUCUUCUCCAUGCACGCUGUUGCUGGAUGAGCAGGACUAUGCAGGACUGAAUAAGAGGCAUGACAACACGGGCUCUUGCUUUCAGUCUGUUGUAUUCCCGGAGGAUUAUGAAGCCCCACGAACUCUCUGGACGGAACGAUUUAAGCCAAAACGUCUGGAUGAUGUAGUCAUUGCUACAAAAGUCAAGAAAGCUGUCGCCAACUGGGUCGCGAGUGCCUUCCAAAAACUACGACGGCCUACUUCACGGUCAGUCUUACUGCAGCGCUCACUGGCUGCCUCAGAGGACAUUAGAGAAUUCAUAAUCGAAGGCGACGAUGACAUGACUGACGAGGGAAGAACAAUGGAGGAAUUUGUUCCUUUGAUGAUACUCUACGGGGAAACCGGCAAGUCCACCCUGCUUGAUGUCAUUAUGAAUGAGCUUGGGGGAGAAAUAUAUGAGAUCAAUACAAGUGCAAACCGGGGUAGGAAGAACAUAUGGGAGAAUAUCAAGGAAUUUUCCACUACACAUUUUGUAAAGAACACUGGAUCCAAAGGUCUGAUAGUCUUCGACGAUGUGGAUGUAUUAUUUAAUGAACGCGAUCGAUUCUUCUGGUCAGCGGUCGAAAAGACACUGCUUAUCAGCAGGCGCCCCAUUGUGCUGACCUGCCAUGAUUUUAGAAAUAUACCGAUGAAUCUGGUUCAAAUAGCGAAAGACCAAGAGUCCUUCUUUCACGUGCGGAAAGUCAAGACCGAAUACAUCACGAAAUACUUGAAGUCAUCACUAUCUUCCAUCAAUGUCGGUGUACCUGAUGAUGAGUUGGAUAGAAUAGUGAAAGACUCACAUCGCGACAUCCGACAAUGUAUGCUGCAACUGCAAUGGCUAUGUACCAGGCCUGCAAAAAAGCUACAGAACGCCGACAAGCACAUCCCACAGCCAACAACGCUGGAGGCCUACGCGACUAAUGCAGAUAUCCUCUCCCAGGUUGACAUACUUCAAACCGGUACCGCCAACCGGUCUCUAUUUCAACACGAACUGGACAAGACUCUGCUAACGCCGGAAGCAGUAGGUCUCUCUAACAGCGAUGACGAAGAACAAUUGAAGCACGAUUACUUAGUUGACUACAAAACACACCUGGUGGACCAAACACGAUCCCCUCUGAUGCCAUAUGAAUCAAACAUUGCGAAAUACAUGAUGGCACAAAUAUGGGAUGACCGAAAUCACAGCCUGUUGCCAACAAAUAAGUUCUACUCAGAGUUUGUAUAUGCAGCAAUGCGCUUUAUUUCUUCUAUCGUUAAGAAUCGGGCCACCUCAGAUGGCGGGAGUGGUUCUAGGGUCACCAGAAGUGCUAGAAAGUCCAGUUAUUUCACCGGGGAACGAGAUUACGCGGAUGACGAUGAGGACUGCCAGCAAGCGUACUUGAACUUUAUUAUUUUGCAUACGAGAACCACCACAUGUAGAUAUUUUAUCCCACUUUUCCAUCUGUUCGCGAAGAUGAGUCAAGAGGUCAGGGACCACAAUGUAGAAGUCUACCACCAAUCAAAAUCAGCAUUUGACCCCGAGGGCACCAUGAGUGCGGAAGAUUUGGUGACGCAAAUGCUGAUUCACGGGGCAUUCAAGGGCCUCUACUUCAACGGUUCCCCACAGAAGAUCCUAGAACUAUGGGAAUCGCAAAAGAAAUAG
Molecule: messenger RNA, 2367 nt
Organism: Eremothecium gossypii ATCC 10895
Lineage: Eukaryota; Fungi; Ascomycota; Saccharomycetes; Saccharomycetales; Saccharomycetaceae
Gene: ELG1
Product: Elg1p
Exons: 1
Coding region: 1-2367 (788 amino acids)
Cellular component (GO): nucleus
Molecular function (GO): DNA binding
Source: RefSeq, marked provisional